AUGAAAAACAUUUUUUUUUUUGUAUUUCUUGUAUGUUUGUUGAGUUACUUUUGCAACUGUAAAAAAGUAAAGAAAAAUAAAAAUUUAAGAAAUUUAUUGAAAUCAUUAACUAAUAGAGUUGAAACAGAUGAAGGGAAAAAUGAAUAUUCUCGUUUAACUCAAUCACCAAAAAUAGAAAUGAAAUUAUCUAAAAUAAAUUUCAAAACAACAUUGCAAAAUAUUCUUGUUCAACCAUUUUCAGAAAAAGCUAAAGAAUUCAUUUCAAAAACUAAUUAUGAAAUACAAAAAGAAAAAUCAAUACUAGAUGAAAUAAAUAAUUCUAAUUAUAAUUUAAAUAAAAUAGCCAAUAUACUUUUAGGAAGUAAUAAUUUACGACGAAAAAAUAAGUUAAGAAUUAAAUAUUCUCAUUAUUUAGAAGGUGAUGACUUUGGAUUAACUUUUUUUCCAGUAUACAAAACAUUUAAAUCAAAUUCAUCACAUUUUAAAAAUAAUUUAAUUUCUUCUUUGUUAUCUCAUGAAUUAUUAGAAAAAGGAUAUUUAUCAAAUGAACAAAUCUUACGAAAUUCACAAAGAAAAAUGUUGUUUCCUGAAAGAGGCGAUAUAACUUUAGAAACAUAA
This is a messenger RNA of Plasmodium relictum, 618 nucleotides long. Its product is annotated as conserved Plasmodium protein, unknown function. The transcript has a single exon. The coding region runs from base 1 to 618 and encodes 205 amino acids. The record is from RefSeq and is a predicted model, not a curated record. Lineage: Eukaryota; Apicomplexa; Aconoidasida; Haemosporida; Plasmodiidae.